UUCAUUUUCUAGGUCGUUUACACAGACUGACCAAGUACAUUCUAUCACAUGAUGAUUAUUGAAAGACUUAAUAAUCAAUGUUUUUUUUAAUAAUAAUAAUUGUUAUUAUUAAUAUUAUAAACAACAGCAGUGAUAUUAUUAUUAAUAUUAUUAUUAUUAUUAUUAUUAUUAUUAUUAAUUGUUGUUGUUGUUGUAGUAUUUGUUUUUGCAUUUUUUUUUUAUUGGUAGGGGGUGUGGUACAUGUGGGUCCUAUCAACACUAUGAGUAUGCUAACUAAUGGAUAAUGAUCAGUCAACAACGGCCCCUGCAGCGCAAGUAAGAGAAAAUCAUUCUGGCAUCUGAGGGGCGAUGAGAUGGAUGUGGUUUUAAAGGUUAGUGAAUUUUCAUAAACUUGAAUGAUCAAAGAUAAUAAUACUGAAAAAAAAGUAGAAAAAGACAGGAGGCAAAAUUAUUAUUUUUUUAUUUUUUUUAUUUUAAGUUUACAAAGGAACUAUUAUAAAUAUAGCAUCACUGCUAGCCUGCGCUCGGGUGUGUUUAGACGAUAAAUAUUUGGUCCUAAAUAAUCUUUAGUUAAAUUUGUGUUCCAGGAGACUGUUAAAAUAAUUUGUAAUGUUGAAUUCUGUGUGAUAAGAAUAUUAUACAUAUAGAAAAUUUUUUUGUUUAAAUAUCUAUUGUAUUUUAGUUAUUUUAAGGUAGACUGUGUUUAUUAAUAUCCUGUAAACUUGAACUGCUUCUUUUUUGUUUGUUUGUUUGUUUGUUUGUUUGUUUGUUUUUCAAAACAAGGUUUUGAAUUCUGCUUGGAAAGAAAUUUUUCUGGCAUCUCUUUGACUCGAGCAAAUACUGUGAGAGGAGUUUGAAAAGAUGAACUGUGACCAUGAGGAUGAACACGGUGGCCGGUCACCAACUGGAUCAAAAUCCAGCUUUCGUGAAGAUGACCCGCAAGUUCAUUCAGUUACAAAGUCAUCUGACGAAAAAGACUUGGAAUCUACAAGAACACGCCUAAAGGAUAGUGAACUAUCACCAACUGAUGAACUCUCUGGGAAGGAAAACUCAUGUCUUAUUUCUGCUCUUAGCAAAGUGAAACCAGUAGCAUUUGAUGUGCAUAUCAAAGAAGUCCCAGCAGAUGUGAAAAAGCCAUUUCAGGAUGUUCUUAAUGCUCCUGGCAGUGACAUCAGUGAGUCUUUUCCUGUCUGCGUUCAGCUAGCCGCAAACCACCUCAAAAACUCACAUAUCACCGCUUAUAAAGCAACACAUCGUCAUCGCAAAAUCAGCCGCUCCUCCACCUCCACAUCGAAGAGCCUGAAAGCCCCUGCUGAAGAUCUGUGUGCAUCCUUUCUGUUAGCGUGUUUGUUCUGCAAGUUUUGGGAUUGCGUGCUGGCCGUCGGUGACGGGUGUCAGUACUGCGUGACCUCAAUCUGUACAUCCUUCUGCUCUCACGUGUGUUGUUGCGACCCUUCCUCUCUGGAGGACUUCAUAGAUUUUUGCCCGUGUUGCAGCUGUGCUGAGUAUGUGGAGGCAUGCGGCUGCAGUUGUGCAGAAAACACCUUUGACUGCUCCAUUUGCGAUCUCUGUCUACAGACGACUGAGUGCCUGGAGCUCGGCAUGGAACUCUCUCAGCUUCUGUUUCACUAGCUGCACAGCCUCACAGUUAUUAAUGUACUGGUCAUGACAAUCUGAUAAGGCUGGAAUGGAAUGUUGCGAAUGUAAUGUGCUGAUUUCACAAGCAUGUAAAUCUGCUGGUUGAUUGUGGCUGUGAUACUGCACGGCUGCAUUUGAUACUGCAUCAGAGGAAAAAAACAUAUACUGUUCACAUAUCACCUGAAAGAGAAUAUAUCAAAAUAUUAAAAAGUUUUUGUCCGGCUCAUUGCAAUUUGAGAGUAAAUUUAAUUGGUAAAAAUAAAUUGUCAAAGGUACACUGCAUACUCUUUCUCAGUAUUUUUGUCUUGUUUUCCAGAACGCAUAUUUAAACAUUCUUAAAUCAAGUUACAUAUACUUGAGAAGAAAAUUACUUAAAACAUUAAGUCUUGUUCACUAAAAAAUCGAUCAAAAUUAAGUGACUUCAUGCUUGAAACAAGAACAAAAUAUCUGCCAGUGAG
This is a messenger RNA of Ctenopharyngodon idella (grass carp), 2096 nucleotides long. RefSeq lists its product as uncharacterized. Bases 862 to 1632 code for a protein of 256 amino acids. The record is from RefSeq and is a predicted model, not a curated record. The transcript is spliced from 5 exons. Lineage: Eukaryota; Metazoa; Chordata; Actinopteri; Cypriniformes; Xenocyprididae.